GCAACUUCAUAUGUCUAAAUUGGAAUACAAAUGGCGGCUAUGUCCCCGUCUGAGCGGAGAUUACAAAAAGAACUAAUGUCCCUGAUGAGGGAGCCUCCACCGGGAGUCACCGUGGACGGAGAUCAGGCCAGCCAAAAUCUAACACUGUGGACAGUACACAUGGAAGGCGUCCCCGGCACCCUGUAUGAGGGUGAGAAGUUCGUCCUCCAGUUCAAAUUCACCAACAAGUACCCCUUCGACUCCCCAGAGGUCACAUUCAUAGGCAACAACAUCCCCAUACACCCUCACGUCUACUCCAACGGGCACAUCUGCCUGUCCAUCCUAACGGACGACUGGUCGCCGGCGCUUUCCGUGCAGUCAGUCUGUCUGUCCAUCGUCUCUAUGCUAUCGAGCUGCAAGGAGAAGAAACGGCCACCAGACAACUCGUUUUACGUCAAAACCUGCAGCAAAAACCCUAAGAAAACGAAAUGGUGGUAUCACGACGACUCCGUGUAACCAGUAAGCGCGUUGGCUGUAUCGAGCAUGGACGAUAUGUGGUCAGUGCAGUGUCAGUGUACAUACAUAUGUUAGCGGGGGCCGCUCACUACUGUCGGUCGCGUUUUGUACACCAAUACCCCUUCCAGUAGCUCCUGUCAUUCAUUACCGCGUGGAUAUAAUGGUUGACUGGUAGAGAAUGCCUCAAGGCGUUAAGUCCGCCAUUUGUACUCUUUUUUUGUAAAUUUGUGCAAUAAAGUUUAAAUAAAUAAAUAUCUGUCAAAUAAAACAUUUUCUUGACAAUAUGAACCAAGGAACGCGUCCUAGUGAUUGACUCGAUUUAUAUCGCAAAUAACUUUAAUUAAAAUAGGUCGUUCAUAAUUUGUAAGUCGUAUGAAUUUGCAAUCAAUAUUAACUUUUCGGCUUAGCAUCUAAUCUGAAAGAAAAUAUCUACUCAACGGUUAGUAAGAACACCCAAACGGUGAGACCUACAUGAAGUUGGUUCGAAAAUUAUUAAUUAUUACGUUGUCUACAUUGGAUGAUGGAUAGCUGAUAGCUCAGAUUGGUUCUAAAAAAAGUUGCUCAAGGAUAUGUAAAAGUUAGACAACAUACUGGCGAAAAAAAUAUAAAAAACGUAAGAAAUGAUACCAUACAUAUUUGUGUACAAAACAUGACCGGCAUUACCAAUGGGAAAUCGUAUUUUGUCAGUGCUAAAUAAAUGUAAGUAGCAUAAUAGGAUAUGAAAUCAAAUAAAUGUACUGCUUAGUUCCGGAGAAAUUGUCUGUCGAAUUCUAAUUGUAUAUAACUGAUUAUAUUUAUGAUAUAACCAGAAACAUAAUCAUGUAAAAUUGUAAAUAUUAACCGGUUUUAAUAUUUCAUCAUUUUAUUAAAAUCGGUAGAAAACAGAUGAAAAAUUUGAUUUUGAUAUUUUAUUGCAGUUCCUUCACAAAUACUCAGUUAUUUUUAUCUGUAACGUCCACGGCGAAACUUCUGUUUGUAAAGUGUAAACGUUAAACUUUGUAUAAUUGUAUAAAAACUGUAAAAACAUAAAUGUUUAUGUUUCUGGUUAACUUUUUAUUGCCUAACUGCGGUAUCAGUUGAAGGAUAUUUUUGGAAAAGAUGUUAGAUAUAGAACGUUCCAAAAUGCCUUUAUUAUCAGCUUUGUACGUUUUGCGUUUAUAAGAGCAAGUUUAAAACAUAAAUAUACACAUUAUUUUUCUCGACACCUAUGUAUUAUAAAACCAAAGGUUUUGAUAUGUUAUACUGUUCCCAAAUUCGUGUUGAGGCGAACUAUAUGUAAUCGAGAUACCUGUUUUAAGUGUGAUACAUAGACCAGGGAGUGCUUAAAAUGGAUUAAUAUAUAUUACUUUUUGGUCUGUCAAUAUUUUUGUGAUGUCUCAAUUUGGUGCCGCGACCAGGAUCAAUGAACACUGAAUAAAGCUAUGAAAAUGGCUCAUUUUGUUUUGACAUAUCUUAUUAA
Messenger RNA from Leguminivora glycinivorella, 1954 nucleotides. RefSeq names its product ubiquitin-conjugating enzyme E2 W. The transcript has 6 exons. Lineage: Eukaryota; Metazoa; Arthropoda; Insecta; Lepidoptera; Tortricidae. Bases 31 to 495 code for a protein of 154 amino acids. The record is from RefSeq and is a predicted model, not a curated record.